AAAUAAUCAAAUUUCUCCUUUAGAAAACAGUUUUAUUGUGAAAAACUAAGUAAAUAAAUAUUUUAAUAAAAAUGGAAGAUAUGGCCCGUUUGGCUCUAGUGGAACAAUAUCUAAGAGACCCUGAUAACUGCUCCAAUGUUCUUUAUGAACUCCAUGGUGUUAUCAAUAACAUUUUAGAAAAUCCACACGAUUACGAUUUGAGAACAAUCAAAAACGAUAUAGUGGAGGGCCACGCAAAAUCAGCACCAUUUCAAGAUUACCUAAAAUAUAUUGGAUUUGAAGUAGAAAAUAAUAAAAUAUCAUAUCCCAAAGAGCAAACUUUGAGUAGGCUGAGGUUAGCACUAGCUACUAUAGAAAGGAAGAUAGGAUUCUGUUGCGGUAGAUUGCUUGAAAACAGAAAUACCCAAUCAGAAAACAGUUCUGCACAACCUAGAAGAACAGAACUAACACCACUGAGUGUCUUGGUAAGUGUGAGAUAAUGGUCAUGGUGUGAUAUUCAUAGGUUCAGAAUAGAAAUGGAGGUAUAAGCUUGAAUGAUUUAAUUUCAUAUACUAAAAGGAAAAUAUUAAAAAAAUGGUUAAGGUCAUUUAUGGAUGACUGCUUAAGGUCUUACAGAAACACUGAAAUAACAAUUAAUUCUUAAUCAUAUCUCAUUUUGAAUUUCUACUUCACUUGUUUGUUUUUUGUUUAUUACAUUACUUGCAUUUAUUGAAUGUUGUCUUCUAAUCCCUUAUACAGAAAACAAAAAAUCCUCUGCUGCUGAAAAUAGAAACAUUAUUUAAUGAUAUGAUUCAAUAUGAAGAUGAGGAAUUACAGAGGCUGGCCAGAAAUGAGAUUCCGAUACUUACACUGCAGCUUCAAGCCAUAGACAGACUCAGAGAACACCAAAGUCAAAUUAAAAAUGGUGAAAUUGAAGCCGUGGACAUGCCAUUUGAUAUUGCAAUGUUGAUGGAACUGAUGCACUGGUACAAGCACAAAUAUUUCAAGUGGGUGGACAAGCCCGAAUGUAAUCUAUGCACCGCUGAUACUAAAUUCAUAUUUACCACAAAAUUAAAGAGUGGUACUGAAGUCUGCCUCGUUGAGGUAUACGCAUGCACCAGAUGUCCGAAUCGUGUAAAUUUCCCGCGGUAUAAUGACCCUCGUACGUUGUUGCGAACGCGCCGCGGCCGGUGCGGCGAGUGGGCGAAUUGUUUCACGCUAAUGUGCCGUGCAUUAGGAUAUGACACCAGAUACGUUUAUGACACCACGGAUCACGUAUGGUGUGAGGUGUUUGACUACGACUCGAACGCUUGGCUCCACGUGGAUCCAUGCGAGGGUAGGCUCGAUGCCCCGUUAAUGUACAGCCACGGCUGGGGCAAGAAACUCUCAUACGUCAUCGCGUGCUCCAAAGACGACCUGCAAGACGUUACAUGGCGAUAUACUACCAAUCACAAAGAAGUGUUACAACGUCGCAACCUAUGUUCUGAAGAAGAGUUAAUCUCUACACUGUUGCUACUGCGUGAACGGCGUCAACGGCAGGUGUCAGCCGCCAGAAGAAAAUAUCUAGCGAAACGAACCGUUGAGGAGCUAGCACAAUUCCUAGGAGAAAGAAAGCCGGGUGACAGUGAGAGGCAUGGUCGUAUAUCCGGGUCGACGGUUUGGAAGAUGGAACGCGGCGAGACGGGCAGACUAACACCCCGACAUACGUUCCUGUUCACCAAACCGGGCAAUAUAUUUAUACGGUACUUCCCCGUGGCGGACGAGUACCGGAUAUCCGGGCCAGAACCGGGCGUUAUACAAACGUGGUCAGCUGGCGCGCUCGAAAUCACCAACAUUUUCAGAAAAGAAGAGACAGAUUGGAAGCAAGUUUAUCUGGCGAGGAAGAUAAACGAAACGGUCGGUGUUGUGUCAUGGCGGCUAACAGCUGGCUCUGGUAACGUGUUCAGCUCCCUCACUGUGUGCGCAGUCCACGCUGUGUUCAGUGGGGGGAAGGUGACAUGGGGACUAGAGAUCGAUGGCGGACAAUAUGACAAUGUUGACAUCGGAGCUAAUCCUCUACGCAUAGAGCGUCGUUACACCACUGCAACCGUAAUCGCCAAAAUCAGUGGAGGAAGCGGAGAACACGCCUGGCAACACGCGCAACUGUUCCGCUUACCUACAACCUCUUACGCUCCAGGUUUACAAAUAAUGGCAACAUUAGAAGAUUCUAGAGAGCCUAAAAGCUCUUCAUCAGCCGAAGGAGAACAAACGUCAAAGUAG
Messenger RNA from Diatraea saccharalis (sugarcane borer), 2238 nucleotides. The record is from the annotation of a GenBank genome assembly. NCBI's taxonomy places the organism in Eukaryota, Metazoa, Arthropoda, Insecta, Lepidoptera, Crambidae.